AUGGGGGUCGGAAAAAAACCGCCGCAAAUUAUUUGGCAAGGGGGACUAAGGGGUACCAUCAGAGACCAUAAUGGGGACUGGAUUGUGGGUUUCAUGGAACACAAAUCCAACACCACCACCCUAGCUGCAGAGCUACCCGCUCUCAAAAGGGGCCUCAACAUAGCAAUCAACCAUAAUGUAACCCCUCUUCAAGUAGAAUUAAAUUCUUUGGAGGCUAUUCGGGUUUUAACUGAAGAGAACUUGCUACUUGAUAAUCUUACUACUGAUUGCAGGUCAAUGCUAGAGAGGGUCCUAGCAACCCAUCCGGAGCAUAUCUUCAGGGAAGGGAACAAAGCGGCUGACCUAUUAGCCAAAGCAGCUAGGAAUGAAGCAGUGCAAGAGAGCCUUAAAAUCCUACUAGUUCCUCCUGUGUUUGUAUUAGACACCAUAGAUGUAGACAAAUCAGGAACUAUGUACUCUAGGAAAUUGCGUGUUUGUAAUCUACUUUCUAAUAGCCAAGCCUUGGCUCAACAAUCUUUUGAUGCCCCACCGGGCAGCUUUGUAACUUAA
Molecule: messenger RNA, 549 nt
Organism: Capsicum annuum
Lineage: Eukaryota; Viridiplantae; Streptophyta; Magnoliopsida; Solanales; Solanaceae
Exons: 2
Coding region: 1-549 (182 amino acids)
Molecular function (GO): nucleic acid binding; RNA-DNA hybrid ribonuclease activity
Source: RefSeq, a predicted model, not a curated record